UUGGUUCAUUUCUGUUUGCCGCCUGUGCAAGAACAACACGCGUGUCAUCGGUCCCAAGCGUGACGGAUUGCUGUCUGUCUAUCACCACUUCGGGAUAUAUAACUAGUGUUUCUUGAUGUGUCUUGCUGUGUUGUGCUCUUCAUACAUAAGAACAUGAAUAGGACUUCUCCGCCGUACAGCAUCUCUGUGUCCUCUCUCGCUACGGAGGAGGAUGAGGAGGCGAACCCCAUCACCUUCAGCUGGUGCGGUGUGAACGUCUUCGCGCGGCCCAAGGGUGUCGCUGGGAAGAGGUACUUUUGGCAUAGGCGUGACGAAACCGCGACGCCCUCCGCUGAGACUCACAUUCUGAAGUGCGUGACGGGCGUGUGUCGUCCCGGGGAGCUGCUGGCCAUCAUGGGGGCGUCAGGGGCGGGCAAGACCACUCUUCUUAACGUUCUCACGCACCGUAACAACGAAAAGUUACGAAUCACCGGCGAUCUCUUUGUGAACGGCAGCCGCGUAGACCCUGACACCCUGACCAGCCGCUCCGCCUACGUGCAGCAGGACGACCUCUUCAUCGGCCACAUCACCGUCAGGGAGCAGCUCAUCUUUCAGGCCGCUCUGCGCAUGGACCGCCAUUUGACCCACGACCAGCGGCUGUUACGCGUCGACCACGUUAUAUCAGAUCUUGGCCUCAGCCGCUGCGAACACACGCGCAUCGGAACGCCAGGCGAGGACCGGAGAAUGUCAGGAGGCGAGAUCAAGCGGCUCAGUUUUGCGUGCGAGGUGCUGACCAACCCGUCGCUUCUGUUCUGUGACGAGCCCACCUCCGGCCUGGACUCCUUCAUGGCCCAGAACGUGGUGAGCAUGAUGAAGGGCAUGGCGGAGCGGGGCAAGACAGUGCUGUCCACCAUCCACCAGCCCAGCUCGGAGGUGUUCGCCAUGUUCGACCGCGUCUUGUUCCUCGCUGAAGGCAGAGUGGCCUUCCUCGGCAGCUGUGACGAGGCGCUGCGCUUCUUCGGCAAGCUUGGAAUGACCUGCCCGGCCCAGUACAACCCCGCCGACUACUUCAUUCACAAACUGUCGAUAGAACCAGGCCGCCAGGAGACGUGCAAGUACCGCAUCAACUCCGUCUGUGACACAUUUGAGCUUAACGAGCUGGGCAAGGCGGUGUUAGAAGACGUCAACGCCAACCAGAGACUACAGAACCACGAGGAUGACGUGUACGGCCGCCAGAAAGAGAACAAGUCGCCUUACAAGAGUUCGUGGUGGAAGCAGUUUCAUUGGGUGUUGUGGCGCUCUUGGCUUCAGACCAUCAGGGAACCACGUCUUAUCGGGGUUCGCUUCCUGCAGGGACUGGCCAUGUCGGUAAUACUGGGACUCAUGUACAACAGAAAGGGACCCUAUGUGGAUGUGAUGAGCAUUAACGGAUCUCUCUUUGUCAUCGUUAGCAACAUGACCUUCCAGAAUAUGUCACUUGUUAUUCAUACAUUUUGCACUAAUAAGGAACUGUUUCUUCGGGAGCACCACAACGGCAUGUACCGGCCAGACGUGUACUUCCUGUCCAAGAACAUCGUGGAGGCGCCAGUGUUCACUCUGUACGCCAUCAUGUACACCUCCAUAUUCUACUUCCUCGCCGGCUUCUCCUACGACAGAGACCAAUUCCUUAUUUGCGUGGGAACCUCCGUUCUCCUUGCUUGGUGCUCAGUGUCCUUCGGUUACUUCCUCUCCUGCAUGUCGCCAAACCUCAGCGUGGCGGUGCUCGUGAUGGCGCCCUUCCUCCUCGUCAUGAGGUUGCUCAGCGGCUUCUUCAUCAAUCUUAGGUCCAUUCCGUUCUUCAUGAAGCUGGUCAGCUAUCUGUCGUGGUUCACUUACGGCAACGAAGUGCUGCUCAUCAACCAGUGGGCGGGUGUCACCAACAUCACCUGCUCUCCGACAGCCACCAGGUGUUACCCUGACGGCACCGCCAUCCUGGAACAACUCAACUUUUCAGAGGAAGACUUCGUCUCUGACCUGAUUUCUCUCGGCCUCCUCAUCGUGGGUUACAGAGUCAUCGCCUACAUCAUCUUCCACCUGCAGACCAUGAGAUCCAAGCCCCGCAGAUCAAGGAAGGACGUCGCCUGCAUCCAGCACACACCUCUCCACACCACUCACUGCAACACACUUGUGGAACACUUCCUGCCUGCCACGCUGGCCGUUAGUCUUAUUACUGAGUAUAUCUUGGAGCAACACGGCCAGCGCUCUUCGGUAGCAGAGUACACACAGGAAGCCCUGGUGGCUCAGCUGGCGGUGUUUGGCAUCUUUACUCCAUUCGGCUCCACUUCAGUUUAUUGUCCCCGCAAGAAGCCAAGAACAACGUUGGAGGCACUGUGUCCAGAAUUUAUUAGCAUCCCCGCUGCUCACUACCCUCAGAGGCCUCCAGAUCCUGCGAUGUCCUGCCUUAUCACCUGCAAAUAUCUCCACGUCUCUCGGCCAGCAGCAAGUCAGCGCCACACCCUCAACCUGCCGUGCCUCUCACUACUCUCUUCUCAUGACCCCGGCAUACAUUUCUUUCUGUACCGCGCGGGAGAAACCAGAGAGAUGAGUGAUGGGGGAAGUGUUGACUGGAACCGGCCUCGCCGCCGGUCCCUCCCGACCGAGGAAUUUGGAAUGGCCGGAAAUCCUAAUCCUAUGGGCGUUCCCUUCUUCAGGAACAUGCCCACGCUGGGGACGGAUCAGCAGGAGGAGACAGCGUCCCUCUUAGGCUCCGAGCACGUCAUCACCCAGUCCUCCAGCUCAGACACCUUCUCCUCCAAGCCGGACGACUACACCGCCUCAGGGAAGCACUAUGGGUACGGCACGUGGGGCCACAAGCAGGAGGGCAUCACGCUCACCUGGCAGGAACUAAGUGUGUACGUGCCGCAGAAGAAGGGAUGGUUCCAGACCGACUACAGCCAGUACCGCCCUUUCAAGAGGGUGCUGAGCAAUGUUUCGGGCGUUGUUCGGCCUGGCAGUCUCGUGGCGCUUAUGGGAGCAAGCGGGGCGGGAAAGUCCACUCUGAUGAACGCCUUAGCGCACAGAACUCCGGGCGGCGUGGUGGUGGACGGGGAGAUUCUGGUCAACGGGCAUCGGGUCAACAGCGCCAUGACCUCGUUGGCCGGCUACGUGCACCAGGAUGACCUCUUCGUGGGCUCCCUCACCGUCAAUGAACACCUGACCUUCAUGACUCGCCUGAGGAUGGACCACACCAGCACCAGCAAACAGAGACAAGCACGGGUAAUGGAACUCCUGAAGGACCUUGGGCUGCUGAAGGUGCAGAACACUCGUAUCGGUAUUCCCGGCAGCGACAAGUCCCUCUCAGGCGGCGAGAGGAAGCGUCUUGCCUUUGCCACAGAGAUCCUGACUGACCCUCCACUUCUGUUCUGCGACGAGCCCACUACCGGCCUGGACUCCUACAACGCCAGGAAGAUGGUGAAGAUCAUGAAGGACAUGGCCUCGCGCGGCAAGACCGUUCUGUGCACUAUUCACCAGCCUUCGUCAGAAGUCUUCAUGAUGUUUGACAAGCUGCUUCUGUUAGCCGAGGGGCGCGUGGCUUACAUGGGGUCUUCUGUGGGCGCCCUUGAGUUUUUGGAAAGUCUGGGUCACAAAUGUCCGGCAACUUUCAACCCAGCCGACUACUACAUCCACACCCUCGCAGUCUUCCCUGGACACGAGGCUCGCUCCAGGGAACGCAUCAGGAGGAUAUGUGACAACUUUGCCGUUUCUGCUUACUGCAAGGACAUCGACAUCACCAUUCAGUACCAAGACAACAUCAAGAUUGCCAAUAUGGAGUGUGGAAGCACAUAUAAAGACGAGCCGUUCUUCAAAAAAAUACCAAAGAAGCCAGGCUGGUUAGUGCAGUGGUGGUGGCUGACAUGGCGCUCACUGGUCGACUCCUACAGGAACCCCGCUAUUCACUCCAUCAGGAUCAUGCAGAAAAUUUUGAUCGCGGUUCUCAUCGGCAUCUGCUACACCAACGUGCAAGUGAACCAGGCAGGAAUUCAGGACAUCGAGGGAGUGCUGUUCAUCUUCAUCACAGAGAACACCUUCCCUUCGCUCUACGGGGUGCUCAACAUCUUCCCGCAGGAGAUGCCGCUGUUCCUCAGGGAGUACAAGAACGGGAUAUAUCGCUCCGACACCUACUACCUGUCGAAGAUGAUCUCCCUGAUACCUGGCUUCAUCGUGGACCCUCUGAUAUUCUGCCUCAUCUGCUACUGGAUGGUGGGCCUCCAACGGCACUUCUAUCACUUCGCCAUGACGGUUCUCAUCACCAUCUUCACUGCCAACACAGCGUCUGCGUGUGGUUCCAUGUUCUCGGCGAUGUUUGAGAGCAUUCCCUACAUCAUGCUCUUCCUCAUUCCCUUCGACGUGGUGCUCCUCAUCUCUGGCGGACUCUUCAUCAACCUCACGACCAUGCCGUGGUUCAUCGGGUGGGUGAAGUACCUGUCCUGGUUCAUGUACAGCAAUGAGGCGCUCACCAUCACACAGUGGCUGGACGUCACCAACAUCACGUGUGAAAUGCCGCCAGGUGUGCCCUGCAUCCACACGGGCAAGCAGGUGAUCCAGGAGUACACCUUCGACCCUUCACACUUGUCUCUUGACUUCGGCUUGAUGGCGGUGCUGUACUGCUGCUUCCACCUCGUCGGCUUCUUUGGACUGUACCUGCGAGCCAAGAGGAAGUAACACACUAGUCCUCGCAAACCCUACAGAGACAUACGUAACACUGAUUUGUUUUAAUGUGCUUCCAAAUGUUGCACAAACAAAACUAUUCACACUACAAGUUCCUCGACAUGUCACCUUGGAAGAAAUAUGAACACAAUGUCGAGCACCAAACCUGUUGCCCCGUGCAGCUCAUGAGGUUUGGAUUAACUUGUGUCUUGUGUUCAUUGGUCAUGGUGGUGGUGCCGCUCAUCACCAACACCUGUGAUGGGCGCAGGCAGUUAUGUGGUACUCAGUCAUCACAUGAGCUGCGCGCCAGAUGAUUAAUUAGAUGAGUAAGUUACAGGAAAUCAGCGUUUUGACCAUAGAGGAGAUGGUUAUGUAUACAAGUGGCGCCAGUUGAAUUCAAUGUUAGCCGUGCUUUGUGCCUCACCACGCAUCAGGUUCAUGUUGUUGACUCCUUAGUGAAAUUGAAUCAGUAUUUCCAUUGUACACUUUCCUCUCCAUUCGCAAUAUUCGUAAUAUUCUUUGUGAUGGCUUACAUAUGUUUUGUAAUAUGUUGUUAUAUGUUUGUAAAUUUCAUUCAUACUGAUGAUGUUCCUGGCAUGACAGUGUGGAUGUGUUAGCUUACCUGACGAGUAAACUUGACGAACUGUU
Molecule: messenger RNA, 5313 nt
Organism: Portunus trituberculatus (swimming crab)
Lineage: Eukaryota; Metazoa; Arthropoda; Malacostraca; Decapoda; Portunidae
Exons: 30
Coding region: 154-4680 (1508 amino acids)
Cellular component (GO): plasma membrane
Molecular function (GO): ATP binding; ABC-type transporter activity; ATP hydrolysis activity
Source: RefSeq, a predicted model, not a curated record